Molecule: messenger RNA, 510 nt
Organism: Hypoxylon trugodes
Lineage: Eukaryota; Fungi; Ascomycota; Sordariomycetes; Xylariales; Hypoxylaceae
Product: TB2/DP1, HVA22 family-domain-containing protein
Exons: 5
Coding region: 1-510 (169 amino acids)
Source: RefSeq, a predicted model, not a curated record
AUGUCUGCACAAGACCGUGUUCAGCACUACGUUGCUCAGCUCGAUAGUGAGCUUUCGAAAUAUCCCGUCCUGAACAACAUCGAGAAGCAGACUUCGGUUCCUAAGGUCUAUGCUGUCAUCGGUGUAGCCACACUUUAUUUCUUUUUCAUCGUCUUCAACCUCGGCGGUCAACUUCUAACCAACUUCGCUGGUUUCGUCAUUCCCGGAUACUAUUCCCUAGCUGCCUUGUUCAGUGCUACAAAGUCCGAUGACACUCAAUGGCUAACGUAUUGGGUCGUUUUCGCCUUCUUCUCCGUCCUUGAAAGUGCCCUUAGCGUUGUCUACUGGUUCCCUUUCUACUACACCUUCAAGUUUGUCUUCUUGCUCUGGCUCUCGCUACCCGUUUUCAACGGCGCUCAACUUGUCUUCCGCUCUUUCAUCCAGCCCACCGUUGGACGAUACUUCUCCGAGUCCGGUUCGACUGCUGCCAACUUACGCGCCAAGGCCGACUCCUUCGGCAAGGACCAGUAA